AUGAGUACACCCCUAAAACCGGUCAUGUUUUGGAUACACGGAGGGGCUCUUAAGAUGGGAUCUUCUUUUCAAUAUAACGGCAGCGCUUUGGCCACACAUGACGUGGUGUUUGUGUCCACGAACUACCGAUUAGGACAGUUGGGCUUUCUAUACGGGGAUCGGGAGGACGCGCCCGGAAAU
Molecule: messenger RNA, 180 nt
Organism: Medioppia subpectinata
Lineage: Eukaryota; Metazoa; Arthropoda; Arachnida; Sarcoptiformes; Oppiidae
Source: the annotation of a GenBank genome assembly